CCCAAAAAACGCGUCUUCCCCAACUGCACCUAUAUAACCGUUUCACUACCCCAUGUCAUACUUUUCUUUAACAACCUCAGAAUCUUCCAUUUUUUUAUCACUCCUCUCAAACCUUACUUUCUCUCUCUUCAAUGGCGAAAAACGAAAUCGAGAAAAUAUUCGCAAAAUUCGACGCAAACGGCGAUGGAAAGAUCUCAUCAACUGAACUAAAAUCCUUACUAAAGGCCUUAGGAUCUGAAACUACACCAGAAGAAGUAAAGAAAAUGAUGGAUGAGAUGGAUAGAGACGGUGAUGGAUUCGUCGAUCUUAAUGAAUUUACUGAGUUUCAUACCGGAUCUGGAGGCAAUGCAGGAAGCACGAAGGAAUUACGUGAAGCGUUCAAUUUGUAUGAUAAAGACGGAAACGGUAAAAUUUCUGCAAAAGAAUUGCACGAAGUUUUGAAAUCGCUUGGUGAAAAGUGUUCGUUGAAAGAUUGUAAGAAGAUGAUUGCUUCUGUUGAUAGAGAUGGCGAUGGUUGUGUUGAUUUUGAAGAGUUUAAGAGGAUGAUGGCUGCUUAAUGAUGAUUAAUUCUUUAUUACGUGAUUGUUUUUCUUGAUUAGAGAAAAGAGGAGGCGAAAAGAAUGGAGGUUUAAUUGUGUAUAGGUGAUGAAUUUUCUCAAUGUUAUUUUGAUUAUUGGACUAAUCCUAAUUAGUAGUUUUUAAUUUAAACCUUAAUUAGGGAUGGAAUGAAUCGAUUAGGGAUUUGAAAGUUAUUUUUGUGAAUACACUUUGCGUAACUGUUUAGUUUUUUUAAUUAGUUUAUGUUUUAGUGGAAAUUAAAAUGAUAACAAAAAUUGCUAUCAAUAUUAUUAUUUACUAAUGAUGAAAUUAAG
Amaranthus tricolor (Joseph's coat) is the source of this 872-nucleotide messenger RNA. Its product is annotated as probable calcium-binding protein CML18. Gene Ontology annotation, molecular function: calcium ion binding. NCBI's taxonomy places the organism in Eukaryota, Viridiplantae, Streptophyta, Magnoliopsida, Caryophyllales, Amaranthaceae. The record is from RefSeq and is a predicted model, not a curated record. The transcript has a single exon. The coding region runs from base 132 to 557 and encodes 141 amino acids.